Cuscuta campestris is the source of this 2462-nucleotide messenger RNA. Lineage: Eukaryota; Viridiplantae; Streptophyta; Magnoliopsida; Solanales; Convolvulaceae. The record is from the annotation of a GenBank genome assembly.
CGAGAUAGUAGUGUAGCUCGAGAGAGUCUCUCAGGAGGCUGGAUUAGCCACAAGUUGUGGUGAACCAGGGUAAAUUUGGUGUGCCUCUUACUCUUCUCUUUACAUCUCUUUUAAAUUUUUUAAUUCCUGCGAUUUCUACGAUCAAACGCUAUUAACCCCCCCUUUAGCGUUGGUCUAUUAUUUUAACAAUUGGUAUCAAAGCCUAACUUGCGUCCAAACUUAACCUUUUGAGAGUAAAGCGAUCAUGGGUUCUUCUUCUAGAAAUCUUUAUGCAGGAAUUGGAGAAGGUCAAUCAACCUCUAGGCCACCGCUUUUUGAUGGCACCAACUACACAUAUUGGAAAGAGCGGAUGAGAAUUUAUAUCCGCUCAACCAACUUCCAGUUGUGGUUGGUCAUCAAAAACGGCGAAGAAACGCCAAUGAUGAAGGUCGGUGAAAAACUCGUCCCAAAGACCGAGGACGAAUUUGAUGCCGAAGACAUCCAAAAGGUGGAGAACUACGCCAAGGCAAUCAACAUGUUGUACUACGCGGUCAACCCCGAUGAUUAUCGCAAGAUCUCUUGCUGCACCACCGCCAAAGAAAUGUGGGACAAGCUGAAGGUCACAUAUGAAGGUAUGGACCAAGUUCGGGAAGCCAAAAUUGACUUCCUAACGCAGGAGUACGAAAUGUUUAGGAUGAAGGAAGGCGAAAAGAUCGAUGACAUGUUUGAUCGGUUCUCAAAGAUCAUCAACGACCUUCAUGCUCUCAAAAAGACUUACGCCAACAAGGAUCUCGUGAGGAAAAUCCUGCGGAGUGUCACACCCGAAUGGAGAUCAAAGGCUGACGCAAUCUAUGAAUCCAUUGGAGUCUCCAACGUCACCAUUGACGGGCUAAGAGGUAACCUCAAAACUUAUGAAUCUACUAUUCUAACCCCGUCUUUGGAUGAACAAAAGAAGAAAGGAAUAACGCUCAAAGCAACCAAGGAGACCGUAGAAGAAGUCUCAAGUGAUGAUGACAACAAGUUCGGACUCGUCAUCAAGAAAUUCCACAAAUUCAUGAAGAAGGAAUUUGAACGAAAAGGAAGAAAGCACGUCGGUCCCCCGAAGUGCUAUGGUUGUGGCGAGAUAGGCCACAUCAAGCCGAGGUGUCCAAAAGGCAAAAGCGGCAAGGACAAACCUGGCUUCAAAAAGCAACGUGCCUACAUCUCAUGGGGUGGCGACUACGGCGACGAGUCAACUGACCAAGAAGAGGAAGAAGCCGCCAACCUCUGUCUCAUGGCACACGAAGACCACGCCGACGAAAUACAAGAGAGCAAGGCCUCCAAGAAGAAGACCAACAUCGAAGCUACGACCUCUGCGCCCCAGCCGUUUCCCUAUCUAGACGGCUCAUUUCUUAAGUUCGGGUCAGAGGAAGAACUCACACACUUCCUCAAUCACUUUGCCAAAUGCCUGAUUUCUCCGCCCAUGGUGCUGCCCGAGCUAUACCCUCAACAAAAGGGGUACCACGACCUCGACAAUCAGCUUCAAGCGUCGGGUCUGUGGUCGUUCGUCUCCAGGAGCCGUCAGUCCUACAAUCCCGCCUUUGUCCGGGCCUUCUACUCCAAUCUCCGCCGUGACGGGGACACCAUAUGCAGCAGCAUCAAUCUCUACGACAUAGAGAUUGAUUUGCCUACCUUUGCUCGGGUCGCAGGGCUGCCCAUCCGCGGUGACGACAUCGCGACUUAUGGUGGCGACGAUUGGAUCCUGAACAACGAGGCGAAGGCGAUUCAUGCAAUCAUCCACGGCGCCUCCAUCAAUUGGGCAAAAUUUGUCAUGAUACACAUGGCGAAUUGCGCCUCACUCGCCACCGAGCGGAGCUUGCCGUACGCCUUCCUCAUCAUGGACAUCAUCGUCUCUGCCGAUAUCCACAUCGCCGGGCCAGACACGAAGAUGACGAAGCUUUGGAUGAUCGCCGACAGCACCUUUCGGAAGAAGUCCGGAAACAGAGACGGCGCAGGCCCAAGUCGUGAACCAGCCCCCGCUCUCGCCAAGGCCUCUUUGCAAUCCAUAGCCGAUACUCUGAAUCGGCUAACCCUCACAGUGGAUGGCAUGGGGCACUCAAUCGAGCGGAUGGACUGGACGUUGCAACGCCAACACCACGACAUGAUGGCAUACUUCCGUGGCGUCAACUACCUUCCGCCACCUUUCGACAGCACCAUUCUCGGCCAAAACUUUGAAGGCAAGGAUGAGGACGACGACUCCUACGCUCCGUCCUCCUCCCCCGACGAGGCCGACUUUGAAGAUGCGGUCGACGGCGAUCCCAUGGACGUCGAGGACGACGAGGACGCCGAAGCCGACUCCUAGAAUCUUCUUUCGUUUAAUAUGAUUGUUUUUUUAAUUCUUCCCAUUCCGUUGUAUUCCGCAUUUCCCUUUUAAUGAAUAAAAAUUACUUUUAAAUCUUUUUGUUAAUGACAAAAGGGGGAAGAUAUAAAGGUUAUGCAUUAAU